Molecule: messenger RNA, 1525 nt
Organism: Closterium sp. NIES-67
Lineage: Eukaryota; Viridiplantae; Streptophyta; Zygnematophyceae; Desmidiales; Closteriaceae
Source: the annotation of a GenBank genome assembly
ACCUUGAUUCUGGUUUUCCGAUGAUGCUCAGUUUUAUGUGAACUAGUGAGAAAAAGAGAGCAGCACUGGUGAUUUCUGUAGGUCAUUUGAUCAGCUGGUUUUCAAGCUGGGAAGCAGAAAAUCUCCCAGCGACGGAGAUCGUGGCUUCUGAAUCGUUGUCGAGGUCAAGACCGUUGAGGGAAGAAGUCAGUCUCCCGCGUAGCUUCGCCCCUCGAGUGGUCGGGAUCUUUAAAUCAUUGUUGCGUCAGAGAUCUGACAUUUAGCAGCUGGUCGUUUCUACAUUACGGCAGAUCAGGGACAAAAAGAGUGCAGCGAUGUCGAACAUCGGGACGAUUGGGGCCCUGACCCUGUCAGUGGUCUCAUCAGUGUCGAUCGUUAUCUGCAAUAAAGCGCUGCUCUCUCUCUUCCACUUCAAUUUCGCCACGACGCUAUCCAGCUGGCAUUUGGUGAUAACGUUCCUAUCGCUGCACAUCGCGCGGACGAUCGGUUUCUUCGAGCACAAGGCGUUCGACCCGAAGGUCGUGGUCGGGUUCGGGCUGCUCAAUGGCGCGUCCAUUGGCCUGCUCAACCUGACAUUGGGGUUCAAUUCCGUCGGUUUCUACCAGAUGACCAAGCUCGCUAUAAUCCCGUGCACAGUUUGCCUGCAAACACUAUUCCUGAAAAUGAGAUUCAGCGUUCAAGUGCAGGCGUCCCUGCUCGUGCUGCUGCUGGGUGUGGGCAUCGCCACGAUCACGGAUCUGGAGCUCAAUUUUGUUGGAACCGUGCUGGCCGCUCUCGCCAUCGUCAGCACCUGCGUAGCUCAGAUUAUGACGAACACGAUUCAGAAGGGGUACAAGGUGAGCAGCACGCAGCUGCUGUACCAGUCGUCGCCCUUCCAAGCGCUCAUCCUCAUCCUCUCCGGCCCCUUCGUCGACGCCUACCUCACUGGCAACAACGUCUUUGCGUUCAACUAUGACUUCACUGUGCUGUCGUUCAUCCUGCUAUCAUGCUUCAUUGCCGUGGCUGUGAACUUCAGCUCCUUCCUCGUCAUCGGCAAGACGUCUCCCGUCACUUACCAGGUCCUAGGCCACCUGAAGACGUGUCUGGUGCUGGGGCUGGGCUACCUGGUGCUCAACAACCCCUUCAGCUGGCGCAAUGUGGGCGGCAUACUGGUGGCGCUGGUUGGCAUGAUGGCCUACUCCUACGUGCAGAUCCAAGAGGCCAAGUCCAGAGAGGCUCAGAUUUCAGCUCCUGCCUCGGGUGGCUUAAGUUUUGAGAAGGCCAAUGACAGCGACCGUGAAACUGACCCUCGUUCGGAAAAUGAUCCCCUUCUCCUCGCUGAGAUGGGAAGGUCAAGGGGUUGAUGCGUCCUCCACCUUGGUACAGUACUCCUUGAGGGAGCUCUUGAAUAAUUUGUACGAGUUAGGUAUGAAAUUGCAGCUAGUAAGAGCCAGGUGACGUGUAUACGUGUGUCUUCUUGGAAAUCCCCUAUAAGGACAUAAUUACAGCUGAUUUCGCCUCUGUAAUGUGACACUAUAUCGAGUUU